GUUCCCAGGAAUCAUAGGAAUCCAUGGUACGAUAACGUUGAAGAAUUUAGAAAAUAACCUAGGGUUGAUACCCAUGAAAUUAGGGACCGCCAAAAUUACAAAAAAUUGUCACUCAAUACUGUAUUUUUACGACGUCAAUUUAAUAAUCACUGAAGUUAAUGACCUUAAGAAAAAAACUGAAAAUGUUGCGAAAUUAACCAGGAAAUAUAUUGAGCACUAUAAACACUCAGCAAAUUACCUCAAUGUUUUGUAUUUCUUAGAAAGAAAAGUAGACGGAAAGCUAAAUGACAUUUUUCCCUCUACUUACGAAACUGUUCCAUCAUUCUCUGUUAGAAUAAAAAGGGGAUUAAUAAACGGCUUAGGUUCAAUUUUCAAAGCAAUCACAGGAAACCUGGAUGCUUCAGAUGGUGAAAAAUUCGAGUCUCUAAUAAGCGAUUUGCAGAAUGAUCAAAACAAGUUAUCAGAAGCUAUCAAUAGUCAGAAUACCUUAUCUGUCGAACUUAUCGAUAAUUUCAAUAAAACUGUAAGUCAGAUUACUCAUAACCAAAAGCUAUUGGAAGCUAAAAUAAAUCAGCUUUUAACAGCCAUGAUUAACACACAAGCCUACAUAGAAAAUGGCUUUUUCUUGAGAGAUACAAUCUCAGAGAUCAUGAAUAUCUAUCAUAUCAUAAUUUCAGUACUCCAGGAUAUAUAA
Molecule: messenger RNA, 694 nt
Organism: Acanthoscelides obtectus
Lineage: Eukaryota; Metazoa; Arthropoda; Insecta; Coleoptera; Chrysomelidae
Source: the annotation of a GenBank genome assembly